UGGACAACCGGUCGCGUCAUUUUUGCCUGAUCUUCUUGAUUCUCGGUAUUGUCAUGUGGAUCCUCUCCUUUUUCGUCAACGCGUGCUGGGCUAUUGCCGCCGAGAACCAGGGUCUGCGCAUUCGCAAGCUGUACUACAAGUCCAUUCUGCGCCAGGAUAUCGGAUGGUUCGACACGGUGAAAACCGGCGAGCUGACCACCCGCAUCACCAACGACGUCAACCUGGUCCAGGAUGGGCUGGGCGAGAAGGUCGGAUUUGUGUUCAUGAACGUCGUCGGGUUCCUUGUUUCUUUCAUUAUCGCGUUUGUCAAGGGCUGGAAGCUGACUUUUAUUUGCCUGACCGUCAUGCCGUUCAUCGUCGGCGCUGGUGCAAUCCUCGGAAAGGAAAUCAACAAGCUGAUCAUCAACGGACAGGACAAGACCGCUGCGUCUGGCGCCAUCGCCGACGAGGUCCUGUCAGGCAUCCGCACCGUCAUGGCGUUCAACGGCCAGAAGCGCGAGAUUGCGCGCUACGACGCGAUGAUCCAGGACUCGUACAUGUAUGGCCGCAAGACCGGCUUUGUUCUGGGCGGUUGUAUCGGCGCCAUCCAGUUUUUCAUCUUUGCCAUGUACUGCGUUGGAUUCAACUUUGGGUCGUGGCGACUGCGCCAGGGCGAGUACUCUCCGGACCAGGUGCUCAAUGUUAUUCUGACGCUGCUCGUCGGUGGGUUCAUGCUUUCCGGCGCCGCACCCAACUUCUCUUCAAUUUCGACUGCCCGAGGCAGCGCCUACAGGGUGUAUGCCAUUAUUGACCGCCAGUCGCCCAUCAACCCGCUGGACACUGAGACCGGCAAGAAGGUUGAUAAGAUCCGCGGCGAUAUUUCGUUCCGCAAUAUCCACUUCAGCUACCCAAGCCGCCCCAACGUUCCCAUCCUCAAGGGCUUCAACUUGGAGAUUCGCCCCGGUCAGAAGGUUGCACUCGUCGGAGAGUCCGGCUGCGGCAAGUCGACGACCAUUGGGCUGAUCGAGCGCUUCUACGACCCCGCGCAGGGCGACGUGAUCAUCGACGGCGUCAACAUCAAGGAGUACAACAUUGGAAAGUUGCGCCACCGCAUCGGCAUUGUCACCCAGGAGCCCGUACUUUUUGCAACCAGCAUCAUGCAGAACAUCAAGUGGGGAGCUGUCGAUCCGGAGAACAACCCACCCACGGACGAAGAGGUCAUUGAGGCUGCCAAGGCCGCCAACGCGCACCCGUUUAUCAGCCAGCUGCCCGACGGCUACAACACGCUUGUUGGCGAGGGCGGUGCCCUGCUGUCUGGCGGCCAGAAACAGCGCAUUGCUAUUGCUCGCGCGAUUGUCCGCAACCCCGAUGUUUUGCUGCUCGACGAGGCCACCUCAGCGCUGGACACUGCUUCGGAGCGCCUGGUGCAGGACGCCCUGGACAAACUGUCGGCCAACCGCACGACCAUUUCAAUUGCCCAUCGCUUGAGCACUAUCCGCAAUUGCGACCAGAUUUACGUUGUCCGCGAGGGUGUUGUCUCUGAGAACGGAACCCACGACGAGCUUGUGACGCUUAGCGGUGAAUACGCUGCUAUGGUGCGCGCUCAGGAGAUGCGCCAGGGUGUGCGUACCAUGACUGACGGUGACGACGAAGAAAAAUCCAGCAUUGCCAGCGAGGCUGAUGUGAAUGAGGAGGGUGACCUGGACGAGCUGAUUGCCAAGGAGCUCAAGGAGCAGGCACUGGAAAUGAGAAGAUCGACUACUCGCCAGACUAUUGAGAGCAUGAAGCGCGAGUCGGCCGACACUGCUGCUGCUGCGAGCGGCAAGAAGACCCGGACCGUGGCAAACUCGAGUGACAUGUACCUGCUGCUGCGCCUGACCUGGAAGUACAAGGGUGCAAUGAAGGUCGCCAUCCCCGGCGCCAUCCUUGCUCUCUUUGACGGUGCUGUGAUGCCCUGCUUUGCUCUGGUCUUUUCGCGCGCGCUGGUGGCCCUGUCGGAACCAGACAUGGAAGUGGUCAAGCGCGAUACCAAUCUGUUUGCCAACCUGUUCCUCGUCUUCUCAGUCGUUGGCUGUCUCGCCAUGUUUGGUCGUAUUGGUCUGUACCAUGUUGCCGGCGAGAACACCACACGCCAGGUGCGCCACGACCUGUUUGUCAAGCUCAUGACAUUUGAGUCCGGCUUUUUUGACGACGACAAGAACGGAACCGGCGCACUGACUUCGCGCCUGGCCACGGACGCCGAAGAGUUUAACAAGUUUGUCGGCACGUUUAUCAGCACGCUCAACAGCACGGUCGCGACUAUUAUCUGCGCCUCUGCUAUUGCCUUUGUCUACGAGUGGCGCAUUGCUCUUCUAAUGCUCGGAUGCUGGCCGAUCCAGUCGUACGCUCAGUACUGGCAGGCGCAAGCGACCUGGGGCUCUUCCAUGCGCCUGCGCGCAUCCUACGAGAAAUCUGGCCAGUCUGCCGCCGAAACCAUCCGCAACAUCAAGACGGUCGCGACCCUGCGCCGCGAGGAGACCUUUAUUCGCGUAUUCGACGAGAUGAACGACGCUCCGCACAAGGACAGCAUUCGCAGCUCGCUCUACGGCUCUUUUGGUUUUGGUUUUUCCCAGGCGUGCAACAUGUUCAUCAACUCGCUGGUGUUCUUCGCCGGCUGCCGCUUUGUCAUCAAUGGCUGGACCGAGGUUAUGGAUCUGAUGUACAGUUUGAUGGCCACAAUGUUUGCCUCGAUGGCUAUCGGUACGCUCGCACAGGUUAUACCUAUUCUUUCCAAGGCUGGCGUUGCGUCGCGCGGUAUCUUUGAGACGCUUGACCGCGAGAGCGCCAUCAAUGGCAUUGACAGCACUGGCAGCCAGGUUGAGUCAUUCGAGGGCAACGUCUCCUUUGAUAACAUAAAGUUCUCGUACCCGAUUCGCCCCGACACCAAGAUCCUCAAGGGCAUUUCGUUCGAGGCCAUUGCCGGUAAGAGCAUCGCGCUGGUCGGCGCCUCGGGCUCAGGCAAGUCGACAUCGAUCCUACUGGCACAGCGCCUGUAUGACGCCAUCUCCGGCAAGGUCUCUGUCGAGGGACUGGGCGUGCGCGACUGGGACAUCAUGGCUCUGCGCAAUAACAUGGCGAUCGUCGGCCAGGAGCCCAUCCUGUUCAACUACACGAUCGGCGAGAAUAUUGCGUAUGGAAAGCCCGGCGCCACGCAGCUGGAGAUUGAGGAGGCGGCCAAGGAGGCCAACAUCUACAAUUUCGUCCAGAACCAGCCCGAUGGAUUCAAUACCAUCGUCGGCCAGAAGGGCGGCCAGCUGUCCGGCGGCCAGAAGCAGCGCGUGGCCAUUGCUCGUGCCCUUAUUCGCAAGCCCAAGCUUCUGCUGCUCGACGAGGCCACAGCCGCGCUGGACUCUCGCAGCGAGAAGAUCGUGCAGAAGGUUCUUGACAAGGCCGCCAAGGAGCGCACCACGCUGACCGUCGCCCAUCGUCUGAGCACCAUCCAGGACUGCGACAUGAUCAUCGUGUUCAAGAGCGGUCGCAUUGUUGAGCGCGGCACCCACGACGAGCUCCUGGCGCAGAAGGGCACAUACCACAUGCUGGUCCAGCAGCAGUCGCUUCAGGUCACCCAUUGAUAUUUGCAUUGGUUUUACGCUUUUAGUAUCAAUAAAUAAUGACCGAUAGAAUUUAACUAAA
Molecule: messenger RNA, 3651 nt
Organism: Kickxella alabastrina
Lineage: Eukaryota; Fungi; Kickxellomycota; Kickxellomycetes; Kickxellales; Kickxellaceae
Product: multidrug resistance protein 1-like protein
Exons: 1
Coding region: 54-3590 (1178 amino acids)
Biological process (GO): transmembrane transport
Cellular component (GO): membrane
Molecular function (GO): ABC-type transporter activity; ATP binding; ATP hydrolysis activity
Source: RefSeq, a predicted model, not a curated record